This is a messenger RNA of Triticum turgidum subsp. durum (durum wheat), 756 nucleotides long. Lineage: Eukaryota; Viridiplantae; Streptophyta; Magnoliopsida; Poales; Poaceae. The record is from the annotation of a GenBank genome assembly.
AUGCCGUCUACCGGUAUAUUCAGUGUUCGUAUCCCCGUCCCGUGUAACUUAGCUGCUAAGUGCCAAAUUGAAGCUAUGGCCUUGGUUAAUAAGCUUGGUAAUCUGCUCAAGAAGGCCACUAGCUCGAAUCCGACUCUCUAUCAGGCAAUAAGAUGCAUGUCAUCAUCGAAGCUCUUCGUUGGAGGGCUUUCCUUUAACACAGACGAGGGCAGUCUGAGAGAUGCCUUUUCCCAUUAUGGAGAAAUUAUUGAUGCUAAGAUUAUCGUAGAUCGCGACACUGGAAGGUCUAGAGGUUUUGGCUUUAUAACUUAUGCAGCAGAAGAACAGGCUUCAUCUGCCAUCAUGGCCUUGGACGGAAAGGAUCUACAUGGACGCAACCUACGGGUUAGUGCUGCCACUGAGAGGACCGCUGGCUUCCGUAAUGGUGCUGGUUAUGGAGGUGGUGGUGGCGGCUUUGGAGGAGGAGGAUAUGGCGGUGGUGGCUAUGGAGGAGGUGGUUAUGGUGGCAACAGUGGUGGUGGCGGCGGCUUUGCUCCUGCUGGCGGCGACAACUUUGCUGCCGGCAACUUUGGUGGUGACCGUGGUUUCGGUGGAAACCCAGCUGGAAACCAUGGUGCUCCUGCAGGUUCCACCAGUGGUGAUGAGUUCUCCCUUGGCACCCCUGGUUCCAGCUUUGAAAGCGCCAAGAAUGACGAUGUCAUGGACGACCUCUUCAAGGAUGAUGAACCUGACAAGUACGCCAGCAAGAAUUUCUAG